Messenger RNA from Erinaceus europaeus (western European hedgehog), 2822 nucleotides. It is a transcript of the gene RASSF9, whose product is annotated as Ras association domain family member 9. Gene Ontology annotation, biological process: signal transduction. The record is from RefSeq and is a predicted model, not a curated record. NCBI's taxonomy places the organism in Eukaryota, Metazoa, Chordata, Mammalia, Eulipotyphla, Erinaceidae. Bases 370 to 1677 code for a protein of 435 amino acids. The transcript is spliced from 2 exons.
UAACUACAGAAGACAAUAGAGUCCCCCACCCUCCUCUCUCUCUCUCUCUCUCUCUCUUUUCCUGAUUCCAAAUGCCUUCUUCUGGUUGAGGUUGAGGCUGAGGUUGAGGCUGAGGCUGAGGCUGGGGCUGGGCAGGUCUCCAAAGAAGCAGCAGCCACAACAAUCCAGCAGUUCAAAGUUAAGCAGCAGUUGCACAACUUUCAGUAACUCUCUUAGCAGGCUACUAAUGAGCUGAAACCCAGCGAGUCUGAGGAGGUGAAAGGAAGCUUUUGGUUAUUUUCUCUUUACCCCAAAUUGAGAAACCGCACCCCAUCCUACCCUCCCAGAUAACUGUGAGAUAGAAAGUCUUUGCUGCUUACCUGGAGGAUCAUGGCUCCCUUUGGAAAAAAUCUUUUAAAGACUCGACAUAAAAACAGAUCUCCAACUAAAGACAUGGAUUCAGAAGAGAAGGAAAUUGUGGUUUGGGUUUGCCAAGAAGAGAAAAUUGUUUGUGGGUUGACGAAACGCACCACUUCUGCUGAUGUCAUCCAGGCUUUGCUUGAGGAACACGAGACUACAUUUGGAGAGAAACGAUUUCUUCUCGGGAAGCCCAGUGAUUAUUGCAUCAUAGAAAAGUGGAGAGGCUCAGAAAGGGCUCUUCCUCCACUGACGCGAAUCCUGAAGCUUUGGAAGGCUUGGGGAGAUGAGCAGCCCAAUAUGCAGUUUGUUUUGGUUAAAACAGAUGCCUUUCUUCCUGUUCCUUUGUGGAGGACAGCAGAAGCCAAACUGGUGCAAAACACAGAAAGAUUGUGGGAGCUUAGCCCAGCAAAUUAUAUGAAGACGUUACCACCAGACAAACAAAAGAGGAUAGUCAAAAAAACGUUCCGGAAACUGGCUAAAAUUAAGCAGGACACUGUUUCCCAUGAUCGAGAUAGUAUGGAAACAUUAGUUCAUCUGAUUAUUUCCCAGGAUCAUACUAUUCACCAACAAGUCAAGAGAAUGAAAGAACUGGAUCUGGAAAUUGAAAAGUGUGAAGCUAAAUUCCACCUUGACCGGGUAGAAAAUGAUGGCGAAAACUAUGUUCAGGAUGCCUACUUAAUGCCCAGUUUAAGUGAAGUUGAACAAAAGCUCUAUUUGCAGUGUGAUGAAAGCCAGAUUCUGGAGGACCUCAGUAAAAGUGAUGGGAUUGUACAGCUGGAAGAACGACUAACAUAUUAUAGAAUGCUCAUUGACAAGCUCUCUGCUGAAAUAGAAGAAGAGGUAAAAAGUGUUUGCACUGAGAACAACGAAGAUGCAGAAGGGGCAGCCACAAGUGAACUUGAAAGCUCUCAUUUAGAAAGUGUUAAGUGUGAUUUGGAGAAAAGCAUGAAUGAUGGCUUGAAAAUCCACUCUCAUUUGAGCGGCAUCCAGAAGGAGAUUAAAUAUAGUGACUCAUUGCUUCAGAUGAAAGCGAAGGAAUAUGAACUCUUAGCCAAGGAGUUCAGCACACUUCAUAUUAGCAACAAAGAUGCAUGCCAGCUGAAAGAAAACAGCGGGAAGGAACCUGAAGUUUCCAACAGCAAUGAGGAAAUCACUCCCUUGACUCAAAGAGUAUCCACUGUGUAUAUAAAUGACACGGACUCAGAUACUGGUAUCAGUUCCAACCACAGUCAGGACUCAGAAAUAAAUGUAGGAGAAGUGGUGCUGUUGUCAACAUAAUUUGAAUGAUUUUCAGAUCUACUUUAGUUUCAUAGUUGUUUAACUUAAUAAGAAGCCAUAAAUAAUGCAUCCUGAAAGAAAUGUAAUUCAUGUUAAAAUAUCUAGUAGUCAAUAGUAAGUAGAUGACUUGUAAGUUUUUGAUUCAAGAUUUCUUUCCUUUUUUAUUAUUUUUUUUAUUUAUUUUCCCUUUUGUUGCCCUUGCUGUAUUUUUGUUGUUGUAGUAGUUAUUAUUGUUGUUGUUACUGCUGUUGUUGUUGGACAGGACAGAUGGACAGACAGAAAUGGAGAGCAGAGGGGAAGACGGGGGAGGGGGGCACCCAGACACCUGCAGACUUGCGACUCCCCUGCAGGUGGAGAGCCGGGAUCCUUAUGCCAGUCCUUACGCUUUGCGCCAUGUGCGCUUAACCCACUGCGCUACCGCCUGACUCCCUGAUUCAAGAUUUCUAAUGCGACCUAGUUAUUACAAAUUCAAGGAUUUAACCAUUUAUUAAGAUGGCAACACAGAUAGUUUGUAAAUAUAUAUAAUAUAAAAAUACAAUGGUGGGGAAUAAUAUAUCACAGCCUCCCAUAGCUUCUAUGAGAAAUGAUUUAUACUAACUUAAAGUGAAUGUUCAUAUUAUACAAACAGAUAAAAGCAGAUGCACAGACAGUUACAAUAUAAUACUGUUCUUUCCGAUAUACAUUUGGAUUUUUAAGUCUGAAAGUAUGUGGCUUUUAUACUAAGCUGUAGUAAUUCACAUUUUGAUUAUUUUGGUAGAAUGUACACCAUCUCUGUCUCUUCAUGAACCUCUACCUCUUCAGACUUUGAUGACAAGGGGUAGAAGAAUUGUUUCUGAGAGAUGUAAAAGUAAUGGCAGAGGCUAAGAUGGGAGAUUGAUGAGGAAGGGUCAGCAUUACAUAAAAACGGCGUUUUUUUCUAAAGUCUAAAGUCAUUAAGUGAUAUGCAGGGACUUUCUCUAACAAUGCAUAUCUUCUAAUCAAACCAGUGAUCUGCACAGGCUCAUUUUUUGAGUGAGUAUGGUGUGGAUGUCUCUUACACAGCAAAUUACAUGAGCACAGUUCGGCUUAUUUACCUCAUCUACAGAAGUUCAAAUGCAACUUAGUGUCCUUUGGAUAAAAUAAAAUUCUAGAUGGCAUAAGCAUUA